UGUGUAAAUGUUAAAGGGGGAGGAGGGGGUAAUCAAAAUAGGCUCUACUUGUUGUUAUCGAGUCCAAGUGUCGCUGUGUUGGCACUGGCUUUGAGCUCCAAGAUUGUUUUUAAAUAUAUCAGAACCAAGACACUCGUUGAACCACAGCUCUUGCUUGACUUUGAUGAAUUGUUCAAUUUAUUUGUACAGUACACAUAAUUUACGUACAAUUCAUUUCAAUUUGUAGUAUUUUAUGUAAGAAUAUUGUGUGAAUAUACUUUAAGAGCUCAGCAUUCUCAAAGUACAGAGGCUACCUGGCUACGACUUAUUUAUGACCUAAGACUUACCAAGUUGUUAGUGACCUAAGACUUACCAACUUAGUUAAAGAUCAUUUACUUACUACUCCAAACCUCCCGCAGGACGACGGGGAAUGGGAGCGGGCCAGAUUUGAGUCCGGGACCAUCGAUGUCUGAACGACAGUCCAGCGCGCAAACCGCACGACCAGGCAGCUCUAGUCCGAUAACCAAUGACACACACAAUACUAAUGGAGAAAUUAUAUAUAGAUCUACUAUAUUUUUACAAAGCUAAUAUUGACUAACUCUGUCAGGUACCUCAUGGAAGUUAACAUGCCCACAGCGGAUAAAAACGCUUUGAUUCAACAACAGCAAGCUCUAUUUAAAAAAAACCUGCUAGAAAAUAGUUUAAACUAUAAGCUUAAGAAACAUCAAAGUAAUUGCAUGAGACUGAAGGAAGAACCAACUCGAACUGUAAGCACUACUUCCACUUCACUUCAUCUGUUAGAUGACAACCUGGCAACAGUGCAGCACUGGCCAGAGAUGCAAAACAAAGACUCUAUAGAAAGCAAUAGUAAAGACCUUUCAACAUGUCAUCCAUCGUCUGCUGUUUUCGGCCAAACGGAGACAUCAGUUGUAUUGCCUUCUCAAAGAAAUGAAGAUGCAAUGUUGUGUCAAGAUAAUGCAACUUUUAAAAGUUACAACCAUGCUAUAGCAACACAUAGGUCUAAAUCGAACUUUGAGGACUUGAACAUAGACAAUUUUGUGGAUUCAGUCGAUAGAGUUAAAGUUAGAAAAAGAAAUGGAGUGUUUGAACCAUUUAAUAAAAACCACACCAGGAAACAAAAAGUUAGUUACCCACUUUGCAGGAGACAGCCAAGUGGGAGGCAUUACAAGACGUUUAUUUUGACAGGGGAGACAAUUACGGAAAUCCAAGUGAAAUCGGAUGGCAGGAAAAGUAGUGACAAGAGCAAAAGAGUUGACAAACUCAUUGAUGAAACUGUACAUCAGGAAAAAAAUGAUUUCGUCGACAUGGAUGACGAGCUCGCCUUUAGGCGUCCCGAAUAUAUUCCGUCCAAGCGUGACAUAAAUAGUGUUGGCCUGACUUGGCGUUUCCCAGCCAUUGAUCAGGAAACUACAAAAAGAGAACUUAAAAAGCCAGUCUGGAGCUGGUUGGUGACUCAGGAUAACUAUUGCAACAAAAUUUGUGAGAAAAAAAAUCUACAGAAUCAAGUUUUAGAUCUAAAAGGAAGGCAUUCAAAAGAUAUUCACCCGGUGGCCACUGCCAUGAAUCGCCAGGGCAUCAGCACCACAAGAGUUAAGUGGGCUGUUCCUCCCUGCAGAGCUAGCACUGUGGAUGUCUCUAGACUUAUCAUGGGUCGGCUGGAGCUUAUCAAAAGACCAAUGACUUGUCUUAUAAAUGAUUGACAAGAGUGAUUGACAGUCAUGAGUCAUGGUCAUAUGUUUAGGAUAGACAUUGUGCGUGUGUGCAUGAAUAGCCUAUAUAAUAGGCGUAUAAAAUAGUUCUAAUCUAUACGAUGUUUUAUUAUUACAAAUACAAAUAGGCCUAAUAGUUUUGUCAACAUAUGCAUAAAAUGUAUGAAUCGAGAUCUAGACAACAUGUAGGUUUCUAAAUUUAAGACUGACUGCUUAAUUGAUCCCUAAUUGAAAUGUGAUUACAUGGAUUUUUUUUAACUAGGCUACAUUAACAAAAAGAACAGACACAAGACUCAGAGAUGUCCAAUGACACACAGACGUCUUGAUCUUUUUUCACGUUCCCAAGGAGUAAAGAAUAAAAGAGUUUUUGUUGAGAAAAUACAAUAAACAUGCAUUUAGGUAACCUUGUCGGACCAAGGAAAAUGACGUUUGGGCCACGAGACCUUCAUAAGUUACAAUAGUCUACAAUAAAUAAGACAACACAAAAUAAGCUUAAGUUAACUAUUAGUUCUCUACGAAGGCGGAAAAGAGAUGAGCUGUAUGUUAAGCAUUAGAUGAUUAGAUUAGGUUGUUCGCUCAAAAUUGUAAACUAACAAUAGACUGCAAAAAAAAACUUCUAUUUUUACAAAGCUCAUAUCAACUCUUUCUGUCUGGUAAAAAGUUUGUACACCUUAUUUCUCCGACAAACAAUCUCAGAUCAAGCUAAAAUUUUGCACAAUUAUUUCUUUUACUUGACAACACAAGAAUUAAUUUAAAAAAAACAAUUAACCAAUUA
This is a messenger RNA of Biomphalaria glabrata, 2484 nucleotides long. RefSeq lists its product as uncharacterized. The transcript is spliced from 4 exons. The coding region runs from base 594 to 1700 and encodes 368 amino acids. Lineage: Eukaryota; Metazoa; Mollusca; Gastropoda; Planorbidae. The record is from RefSeq and is a predicted model, not a curated record.